UUGGGGUCCUUCAGAGAUUCAGUCAGGCAGAUCUUGGGGCAGCCCCGGACCGGUUGUCACGUCAUCAGUUCCGAGUUAUGGACCAGCGUGGAAGAACUGUGUAUCACUGUGACUGAAAAUUCAAUAAAACUCAAUAAAAGUGUGAACAUGGCGAAGCUGCUGUAUUUCCUCUCCCUGUGUGUUCUGCUGGCCUUGACCGUGGCAGUGCAAGGAGCCAGGCAGAGUCAGGACAUCAAGUGUGGAGCAUGCAGAGCGUUGGUGGAUGAGAUGGAAUGGGCCAUAGCACAGGUAGACCCCAAGAAAAUGAUCAAAACCGGUUCGUUCAGGAUCAAUCCCGAUGGCAGCCAAUCGACUAAAGACGUUCCGUUUGCGCGUUCAGAAGGCCAUCUCCUCGAGCUGAUGGAGAGGGUGUGUGAGAAGAUGAAGGAUUACGGCGAAACCUUGGAUUCUGCUACAAAUCGUAACGUGUACGUGAGGUUCAUGGCACGCGAAGGCACGUCCCCGGACAUUUCUAACGUCUCCUACGACUCGAGAGUCACGGCCGACUUAAAGUUCGCAUGUGAAGCGAUCGUGGAGCAGCACGAGGACGAAAUUAUCGAAUUCUUCUCUCAUGAGACGGACAACGUUAAAGACAAACUCUGCAGCAAGAGAACAGAUCUGUGUGACCACGCGCUGAAGAUACCUCACGAUGAGCUUUAACAUCGACAUCACAGGCAUUCAUAUUCUAACAUCACGUCACGUGCAGUGGGAUUAGAUUUGAACUUUUAGCACGGAUUAAACGGAGACGUUUCAGAUUUAUUUCAAACAGGCUUCAGAUGUACAUUUGAUGAAUCUGGUUUUGUGCAGAUUGUGUGUGUGUGUGUGUGUGUGUGUGUUCGGGUUCAGCCUUCAGCGCUGUAAACACACGGCUCACACUGAUGCUCGUCUAAUCAUGAUGCUGAAACUGCCUCAAGAGGAACAUGUGACCAUCCACACACAGUUUACCGCUUUGUGUGUGUGUGUGUAUCAUGAGCCACGAAGCCAUCCUGAGGAAUUACUCCCAUCUGAUCGAUGUUCUUUCUCUCCACUUGUCUAACAGCAUUAAAAUAUGCAUCAUAUGCAGGAUGUAAAACUCUUGUUUAGAUCUAUUUUAUUUUUAUUCCCUGUUAUUUAACGUCACAUGCGUCUCUGUGCCUGUUUGUGACUUUUCUCCGUCCAGAGAUCCAGAUUUUGUACAACUUAACGCUCUUGUGUUUCCUGUGUGACGUUUUUGUCACUUGUCUGUCUUUUUUUUUGAUAAACAUGUUUUCACAA
Molecule: messenger RNA, 1293 nt
Organism: Pangasianodon hypophthalmus (striped catfish)
Lineage: Eukaryota; Metazoa; Chordata; Actinopteri; Siluriformes; Pangasiidae
Gene: cnpy2
Product: canopy FGF signaling regulator 2
Exons: 6
Coding region: 148-699 (183 amino acids)
Cellular component (GO): endoplasmic reticulum
Source: RefSeq, a predicted model, not a curated record